AGUGCCAUCCUCCAGCUCCUGGCUCACUGGCUGUGUAGGUUACUCCAAUGCGGACCCCACUCGUCUCUCCUCUUCCACUAUCAAUUAAUUCGUCACUGAAACAAAACGAAAACCGACACAAAUUCACACACACAUAAAACUCACCCGUGUGGAUCCCUCCGUCGCCGUCCCUGCCAUGAAAAGGGGGAUACCCACCUCCUCCUCCCACCUCCGCCGUCUCUACUUCCUAUCUCUUAUCUCAUUAAUCCUUUCCUUCUCUCUUUCUCUCCCCCUCCCUGUCCUCGCCGACACAGAUCAGGAGCAGCUUGAAGACAUUAGCGACACCUUUGUUAAUAACGCCACUCUCACUUCCAACAAUGCUUCUUCUACUACGGAUAGAGACAGGAGCUUUGCUGGUAUGAUCGAUCGUGCUCUGGAGAAAGAGUUCACUGAGAAUGAUCAGACCGAAGAAGAGGAUGCAGGCAGCUUCAAUAACAGUGUUGCUGGGCAACAGGCUGUAUUGGAAACUGUAGCUAGGGUUAAGUCCAAGAAAAAUGACACAAAGGAUGACAAGUCCUUUCAACUUCAUCAUGUUUUCACUAUGGAUAAUGACAACGGAGCAGAAGAGACACCAACACUAAUUGACAGAAAGGAUAAUGUCUUUAUCAUAUCCAAUUUUAAAUCAAAAUAUCCAGUGCUACAGUUAGACUUGAGGUUAAUAUCCGAUCUUGUAGUUGUCAUUGUAUCUGCUACUUGUGGUGGCAUUGCCUUUGCUUGUGCAGGACAGCCUGUGAUUACUGGAUAUUUGCUGGCAGGAUCUGUUGUUGGGCCUGGUGGGCUGGAUGUAGUUAGUGAAUUGGUCCAAGUAGAGACAGUAGCACAAUUUGGUGUAAUUUUUCUUCUUUUUGCUUUGGGGUUGGAGUUCUCCAUGGCAAAGCUUAAAGUUGUUAGAGCUGUUGCUGUUCUUGGAGGACUUGUUCAAAGCUUCCUAUUUAUGUGCAUAUGUGGAAUUACAGCCUCUUUAUGUGGUGGUAAGCCUUCUGAGGGGGUGUUUGUUGGGGUGCUUCUUUCAAUGUCAUCAACAGCAGUGGUUUUGAAGUUUUUGAUGGAAAAGAAUAGUGUUAAUGCCCUUCAUGGACAAGUUACAAUUGGAACCCUAAUCUUGCAAGAUUGCGCAGUGGGUUUAUUGUUUGCUCUUCUUCCUGUUCUUGGUGGAACUUCAGGUGUUCUACAAGGAGUCAUAUCCAUGACCAAAUCGCUGGUGGCGUUGGUUGCAUUUUUGGCAGUUUUAUCCGUUUUGUCACGGACUUGUUUGCCUUGGUUCCUUAAACUCAUGAUUAGCCUCUCCUCACAGACCAAUGAACUGUAUCAGUUGGCAUCCGUUGCAUUUUGCCUGCUGGUAGCCUGGAGUAGUGAUAAGCUUGGAUUAAGUUUAGAGUUGGGUUCGUUUGCUGCUGGAGUUAUGAUAUCAACGACUGAUCUUGCUCAACAUACACUUGAACAAGUAGAACCUAUACGCAAUUUUUUUGCUGCUUUGUUUCUUGCAAGCAUUGGAAUGCUGAUUCAUGUCCAUUUCCUAUGGAACCACAUUGAUAUUUUACUGGCAUCUGUUUUAUUAGUUGUCAUUGCCAAGACAAUUGUCAUCUCCAUAGUUGUCAAAGGUUUUGGCUACAACAACAAAACUUCAGUUCUCGUUGGAAUGUCUUUAGCACAAAUAGGAGAGUUUGCUUUUGUCCUUCUGAGUCGUGCUUCCAAUCUUCAUCUUGUUGAGGGGAAGCUGUACAUGUUGUUGCUUGGAACAACUGCUCUUAGUCUGGUGACAACUCCAUUGCUGUUCAAGAUAAUUCCAGGGGUAGUGCAUCUUGGAGUUUUGUUACGGUGGUUCACCCCCGAUAGUCAGAGUGAGAUGGGAAUAAAAAUAGAAGGUCUGCGAUCUGAUAGUGCAAAGCAACGAAUAGCCUUGAUUGCUAAGGAUCUUUUGAUUCAUGAAGGUUGACCAAAGCAGGUCAAAGUUUGGAUUGGAUAAAUGCAGAAUGCGGGUUAUCCAGACCAGACCAGACCAGACCAGAGUACAAUGUAAUAGGAAGUUGUGUUUUUGUUUGGAGGAAGAAAGAAAGAGGAAAAGAAGGGAGGAGGGGGAGAGAGGUAUUCAAUCUAACCAAUAGACAACUAAACUAACUAACAGGUCAGGUGAGGUGAGGUGUGAAAAAAAAAAGUGCUAAUUUUUGUGUGUUUGUUUGGUUGGUUGUUUGUUGGUUUGUAAUGUAAAAAUAGGUGGUGUACUUUGUAUCUAGUGGAAAACAAAACAAAACAAAACAAAUUUUCCAUGUAAUUUUUGAAAGGAAGCCCGGCCGAUCGAUCGAUCGAUUCUUUUAAA
Messenger RNA from Lactuca virosa, 2356 nucleotides. The record is from the annotation of a GenBank genome assembly. NCBI's taxonomy places the organism in Eukaryota, Viridiplantae, Streptophyta, Magnoliopsida, Asterales, Asteraceae.